UCUCAAGUCCCAGCGCAGACGCUUUAGUUUUAACCCAUCCCUGUACACCAUAGAGUUCUCAUUGUGAAGCUAACACAUUUCAUCCCAUGUGACCAUACACUUUGGAAUAAUUCCAGUAAACAAUUGUGUUUACUAGCUUGUGAAAAAAUGUGUUUUGAUCAUUCCAUCUACCCGCAGCCUGGAAACAAGUCAGACAAGCCAAAGCGAGAGGCGAGUCAGGGCGAGACGACAAGAGAGAAAAAAACUCACAGAGAGACGUGUCACUGAUCUGCCCCUUUUUUUUUCUUGUUGCACUGCUUUCCACGUUUGACAGCAUGGACGAGUCAGCAACAAAGAGGAUUCUCCUCCUGGGGAAAACUGGAGUUGGAAAGAGCAGCCUGGCUAACACCAUAUUUGGAGACGCCACAUUCCAAAUAAACCACCCCAGUGGCUCAAAAAGUCAUCCUUCUCAAGCAGAAACCAGAUCCGUCAAUGGAAGAGGCAUCACUCUGAUCGACACUCCUGGUUUCUUUGAUGUGGGAAGGUCUGAGGAGGAGAUGAAGCCUGAGAUAGUGAGGUGUAUGACGGAGUGCGCUCCUGGGCCUCACGCUCUCCUCGUUGUGCUCAAAGUGGAGAAAUUCACCGAGCAGGAGCGUGCCGUCAUCAGCAAAAUAAUUGAGUCCUUCUCCGAAGACGUUCUGAAAUACGCCGCAGUUGUCUUCACUCACGGUGACCAGCUCUCAGAGGGGAUGAAAAUCGAGGAGUAUGUUGGCCAGAGUGAGGGUCUGAGUGAGCUGGUGAUGAAGUGCGGAGGCCGGUGCCACGUUGUUGAUAACAAAUACUGGAAGACGGACAAUGAAGACGACGACUACAGAAGUAACCGAUUCCAGGUGGCCGAGCUUAUCAACACCGUAGACGAGAUAGUGACGCAGAAUGAUGGGGGCCACUACGCCAACGAAAUGUUACAGGAAGUAGAGAGAGCGAUACAAGAAGAGGAAAAGCGUCUCGUGAAGUCAUCGGGCAACGCUUCACAGGACGUGAUCAGGAAGCAGGCGAAAAACAACGUCUUCAAGAGCAGGACGGAGAAGUCACCAAGAAAGUGGAUCAAAGGUUUAUUUGGUUUCGCAGUCAUUGCAGCAAUACUUGCAGCUGUUGCUGUAAUGUUGCUCAAAUUAAAAGAUGGGGAGGUGAUAACAGAGGCAACAGUUGACGAAGAAACAAUAACAGCACCGAUAAUUAAAGUGAUCGAGGAAGUAACUGAGGAAGUUUCAGAAGUGUCUCCAUCUAUCAGCACGAUAGUAGAGGUAGUUGAAGAUAUUAUUCAGCCCAUUGUGGAGAUACCAGAGAUAAUAGAAGAUUACUUGGACAAAUCCAGUGAUUUGUUUGAAAAAACAUUCGAUCCUUGGAAUAACUUUGAAUGAUGACUCAUGCAGUGUAAAGGCAAGCAGCACACAUUAUACAGCACAGUAAAUGCUGCCUCAUGUUUGCAUCAGCUGUAAGAUUGAAAACAGCUACUGUAUGAUACGGUGGACAACAAAUUUACAAAAGAUGAAACACUUUUACAAAGUUGAAGACAAUUUUGACAUUUUGGAAAACAUUUUGACAUUUUG
Notolabrus celidotus (New Zealand spotty) is the source of this 1589-nucleotide messenger RNA. Its product is annotated as GTPase IMAP family member 7-like. Bases 315 to 1400 code for a protein of 361 amino acids. The record is from RefSeq and is a predicted model, not a curated record. Gene Ontology annotation, molecular function: GTP binding. The transcript is spliced from 2 exons. Lineage: Eukaryota; Metazoa; Chordata; Actinopteri; Labriformes; Labridae.